Molecule: messenger RNA, 3162 nt
Organism: Syngnathus acus (greater pipefish)
Lineage: Eukaryota; Metazoa; Chordata; Actinopteri; Syngnathiformes; Syngnathidae
Product: CMRF35-like molecule 5
Exons: 11
Coding region: 2101-3042 (313 amino acids)
Source: RefSeq, a predicted model, not a curated record
CCUGGAUCUCCCCCCUCUGCAAGCCCACAGACGCUUACAGAAAACAUUCCGUCCAGCACUGUGAGAUUGCCUGCAGCAUCAGCAAUGACCACUCCCGAGGUGGAGACUGACCAGACAGCAACAACCAAACUCUCAGACAUCACUGUGGUCAUCAUUGUGUCUGUUAGCCUGGCUCUUCUGGUUUGCGCCAUCAUUCCGCUGAUGUUCUAUAGGAACUGGAAAAGUAGUGCAGAAGCUCAGGGCAGAGCAGGCGCAAACAAAGAAGAUGUCGAGGGAAUGUCACCAGUAAGGCCGCAUCGCGUUCAAUCACCUGGUGGCCUGCAAACUAAUGGGCAGAAUCUUUCCUUGCUUGCCACAUCUUCCAUUCAGCCAGCCAGAUGAGGAAAAUCUAGACUGGAUAGGUUUUUUAUUGGUUUGUCUUUCUUGUCUUUCCUUUCCCUCGGCACUGACUACGACAAUGCCAACUUGUGAUCAAGAUGCCUUGCUAACAUCUUAAACUAGAGAUAAUUUGUUUAUACGUAAUACAAAGUACAACGAAAUGAAGAGGUGCAUAAGAGCACAGCAGCAAUGGUUUAGUUACUAAGUCAAACAGGGAAACGGCCAAACAAAUCCGUCAAUUGGUGGUCUGGUAAUACGAAGUUUUGUAUUGAUGCAAUUGUGAGUCAAAUUUGAAUAAAUAACAUUAAUAAUAAAUUGAGGACUAUGUAUGACAAGUCAUGAAACUAUUAUCCCUAAAGGGCUGUGAGUAGUACAGGGAUGCCAUUUAGCACAAUCUGAUUAGAAACAUGGGGAAUAAUUUGAGGCAGUGAAAUAGCUUUUCUGUGAAAAAUAUGACAACAAAAUUGAGUCAUUUUAGGAUUAGGCUGCACCAUGAAAUAUAGGCCAGUCGAGGGCGCUAUAAACAUGAAAAAGAUGAGCAACGUUUCAUCUUCUCAGCUGCCCCUCCUUGCGAUGGUCUUCAUAGUGGUGAAAAAAGUGUGUGUGAAAAAUACAACAGUCUUGUUAACUCAAUGGAUGGUUGACUUCAUGCAGGUAUUGCAAGUAAGCGUUAUUAAAUGUUGCACACUGUUCAAUUCCUGCCCUGUCCGAGUCAUGCAUGCAUCAUUGUGUUCUUGGAUAAGACACUUUACCCACCUUGCCUCCAGUAUCACUCACAUUGGUGUAAGACCCGGGUGUGAAUGGUGGAGGUUGGAGAGGCCAUAGGUGCACACUGGCAACCAAACCUCCCUCAGCCUGGCCCAGGGCAUCUGUGGCGAAAGAAUGUAGUUUAUCACCACCACCAAAGUGCGAGUUCGAGAAGGUAACAAGAAGGGGACAGAAAAAAAAAAAGAGAAAAAAAGCUACUGAGUCAACGUGUGUACAAUGGAAAAAUCAUGUAACCUUCAACAACCUGGGAAAGUAAAGUUGCCGAAACGAAGAACGCCAGUGUUAUGCAUCUUUCUCUUUGAGGGUGCAACACAUGGUCCCAUUUUCAGUGAAAGUAAUGGCUUACACAGUUUUAAAAAUAGAAGAUCAUAAAAGUAGUGUAUAUUCUUUAAAUCACCACUAUGUUGUAUUUUUGAUGCAUGGUUGUUGUUUCCUUUUGCAAAAAUAUUACACCAUCUUUUAUCUUAUGCAGGCUUAUUGGAUAAUCAGGAUACAAUAUUUUCACAAGGGCUGCAAUUCAUAUAGCUUUGUUGUGAGAUGCUGCUUGGUUCAUUGGAUUAUCUAAUUUGACUUUCACUUUUUUAACCAUAAUUACCCAGAAAAUAAUUUUCCUUACCUAAUUCAGUGCCUUGUCAAUCUUCCAAACUGUCAGACAUUCUGCCAGUACAAAUAUUAAAAAUAUUAAAGCACAGCUGUUUAUCUCCAUUUUGAAACAAUUUUGUUGUGGGUGCUUGUGUACAUUUUCAAGUCAUUUAAUUCUCACGUAUCUGUGUCCGGGAACGUUACAGUACUGUUGAUUGUUUUAAUAAACAUGUUUCUUCUCAUAAGUCAAGGGUUUUCAGGGGCACAGAGAAUUAACAGCGGAAGUGCAGUAGUAAUUGGAAAAAGGAACCAAGCAACUACCGAAAAAAGAACAACUUGAGAGACUAAACGUAAAAGAGAACUCAUGAGAGCAUGGAGAUACUUUUCCUUGUAAUCGCAUUUCUUAUGCAUGGGACAGCAAACACGGAGACGGAAGUCACAGGAAUAUCUGGGGAAAACAUUAUAAUAACAUGCUCUCGCGACGAUCGAUCUGAUGACAUCAAAUACUUCUGCGAGAAAAACUGUAAAUAUGAUGACGAUGUCCUAAUAAAAAGCAGAGGGAGGAGAUGGUAUUCAAAAGGAAGAUACAGCAUAAUAGAUGAUGGAAAAACAUUCAGAGUUAAAAUCUCUCAGCUGACAAAGAAGGAUGCUGGUACCUACUGGUGUGGAUGGGAACAAUGGAUUAAAGAUGAUUACGAAAAGGUUGUCCUCACUGUCAGAGAAGGAACAACAAAAGCACCCAACAAGACAACAACAAACCAAACUGAGCAAUUUCGUUCAAGUACUCCAUCCUCUACCAAACAAGACAAGCCAGCAACAAACCCAACUGAGCAAUUUCGUCCAAGUACUCCAUCCUCUAAGCCUGAUCGCGACAGCACUGCAAAACAAGACAAGCCAACAACAAACCCAACUGAGCAAUUUCAUCAAAGUACCCAAUCCUCUAUGAAACCAUUGUACAUUGGAGCAAUCCUUGGAGUAAUCACACUCACCCUGGCAUUAGUUCUUCUCAUAUACUUCAAAAAGCAAAAAAGGAAGAUUAGCACAUAUUCUGAAAAAGCAAUGGACGAGACCCCAGGGUAUGCAACGGUUUCCGGAGAAAAGAUCAAAUCAUCUGAUGCCCUGCCGUCAUCUACAGCUCAAAGCCAGGAUACCAGCAAAUAUAGUGAUUCCCUGAUUUCCCCAGACAGUCUAGUCUAUUCCACUGUCAGCCACAGCCAUAUGAACAGCAGCCAGGUCUCCAAACAGUCUCCAAACGUGACAUACGCCACCAUUCUCAUCACAAAUGAAUCUGAAUCAGUGUACUGCAAUGUCUGAGCGCAGUGCACAUCACCACUCUGAAGAAAUCUCAUAAACAUAUUAUGAUUGGAAAAGUUUUUGAUAAAAUAACGAAAUAACAUGCUUUAAUUUAUAACAGAAUAAAGAUGUUUGCCUGUA